This is a messenger RNA of Cutaneotrichosporon oleaginosum, 1440 nucleotides long. RefSeq lists its product as uncharacterized. The record is from RefSeq and is a predicted model, not a curated record. Lineage: Eukaryota; Fungi; Basidiomycota; Tremellomycetes; Trichosporonales; Trichosporonaceae. Gene Ontology annotation, cellular component: cytoplasm. Gene Ontology annotation, molecular function: manganese ion binding; metalloaminopeptidase activity. Gene Ontology annotation, biological process: proteolysis.
AUGUACGCGGCCGCCGACCCUAGCGGUGCCGACGCCGCCAUCUUCGGCGUGCAGAGCACCGAGAGCGGACCCAAGAUUCUUGCGACCGGCCUCUCCGACGAGCGCAAGGCUGCCAUUGAGGCCCUUCUCCCCGCAAUGGGCGUGAGCGGCAGCGCCGGAAGCAUCACCGCUAUUCCCGGCGCUGAGGGUGACCCAGCCAAGGUCCUCAUGCUCACUGGUGUCGGCAAGGAGCUUAAUGCUGAGGCUGUCCGCCGUGCGACCGGUGUCGCGACCCGCACUGCCGCCGGCACCGCCAAGGUGGCCGUCAUGAUGCCGAUUGACGACCCCGAGCUUAUCCAGGCCGUGGCGGAGGGUGCGUCGCUCGGCGCGUACUCCUUCAACCGCUACAAGACUCAGGGUGCCCGGGACCCAGUUUCCGAGAUCGUCAUCGUCACCCAGGGCAACGAGGACGCCGUGAACAAGGCCGCCGUCCUCGCCAAGCACGUCAAGGCGGCGCGCGACCUCGCCAACAUUCCGGGCGCCGACCUGUACCCCGAGACGAUGGUGGACCGCGUCAACGAGGCGGUUGCAGGCUUGAACGGCGUCCAGGUCGAGGUCUGGGACGAGAAGCGUAUGGAGGCCGAGGGCAUGGGCGGCAUCGUCGCCGUCGGCAAGGGUUCCACCCGCCCACCCCGUCUCAUCAAGGUGACGUACAACCCCGCCGAAUCGCGCGGUCACGUCUCCAUCGUCGGCAAGGGCAUCACCUUCGACACGGGCGGUAUCUCGCUCAAGCCCUCGGCGGGCAUGUGGGAGAUGAAGGGCGACAUGAGCGGCUCUGCGACGGCGCUGCACGCUGUGCUCGCGGCGGCCGAGCUCGGCAUCCCAACCCGCAUGACGGCGUGGAUGUGCAUGGCCGAGAACAUGCCCGACGGCGGCGCGAUGCGCAACGGCGACGUCCUCAAGUUCUACAACGGCAAGACUGCCGAGGUGUGGAACACGGAUGCCGAAGGCCGCCUCGUCCUCGCGGACGGCCUGUCGAUCGCCACCACCGAGAACCCCGACCUCCUCAUCGAUGUCGCGACCCUCACGGGCGCGCAGGUCGCCGCGCUGGGCUCGCGUACCGCCGGCCUCAUGGGCGACAAGAAGGCCGUUGACGCUGUGCAGGCCGCCAGCACCGCUACCGGCGAGCCAUUCCACUUCAUGCCCUUCCCCGAGGAGAUGUUCGCGGACAUGGUCUCCAACACCGCCGACUACCGCAACAUCGGGGCUGUCAGCAACGGCGGCAUGCAGAAGGGCGGUAUCUUCCUCAGCCACUUCGCGGGCGACGCCGGCAACUGGGCCCACCUCGACGUUGCUGGCCCCGCACUCAACUCCGGCGGGCCUUGGGGCUUCACCUCGGCCGAGGGCACUGGCUUCGCCAUGCGCACCCUUGUCAAGGUUGCCGAGCAGCUCAACGCUUAG